Molecule: messenger RNA, 4097 nt
Organism: Histoplasma capsulatum G186AR
Lineage: Eukaryota; Fungi; Ascomycota; Eurotiomycetes; Onygenales; Ajellomycetaceae
Product: tetratricopeptide repeat domain-containing protein
Exons: 3
Coding region: 1-3735 (1244 amino acids)
Biological process (GO): regulation of DNA-templated transcription
Cellular component (GO): Cdc73/Paf1 complex
Molecular function (GO): RNA polymerase II complex binding
Source: RefSeq, a predicted model, not a curated record
AUGGCAACUGUCCAAAAUGGAUAUACCAACGGCUCGCUCACGGAGCAGGGCAUCCUAACACACUACCGUUUCUCCGAUAUCCCCUCUGCCAUCGACAUCCCCGCCUCCACAUUCGAUAGUGAGGUCGAAAUCAGUCUCGAAGAGCUUCCUGACGAUCCCACCGAGCUCUGCACACUCCUCGACAACGAAAAAGCCGCGAAGAACUUCUGGGUUAUCAUUGCGCUUGCAUACGCGAAACAAAACCAGAUCGAUCAUGCCAUCGACAUCCUCAAUCGCGGUCUCUCGUCCCUCGCGCAGGGCGUGACGAAGGAGAAGCUCGGCCUCCUAGGAUGGAUAUGUUGGCUAUAUAUGCGAAAGAGCAGAGAGGCCCCCCGCGUCGCGCCGGGAGGCCAGCUGGUGUCCGAAGCGAAGACUAAAGAUUACUAUCUCCAGGCGGCUACCUCGACUCUAAACGAGGCGUCGCGAUUAAAUCCCGCAUACCCUUCCCUUUUCCUCGCACGGGGCGUUCUAUCGAUCUUGCGCGCUUCCUUACAGCCCCCCGCCAAGGCUCUUAGACCCGGGACGGUCGAUACUUCGGAACGGGUAGAGACCUUGCGCCAGGCCUUGAAAUGUUUCGAUGAGUCGGCGAAAUCGUUCGGUAACCGGAAUGUUAUGGCCAUUCUCGGGAGGGCGAGGGCACAGUAUAUGUUAGGUAGAUAUGCGGAGGCACUGGAGGGUUAUCAGGAGGUUCUGAUAAAAAUGCCGAAUAUGAGAGAUCCUGAUCCCCGGAUUGGAAUUGGUUGCUGUCUCUGGCAACUAGACUUCAAGGAGCAAGCGAAAGCUGCUUGGACUCGUGCUUUAGCUCUGAAUCCGGAAUCCAAAGUUGCCAAUAUCCUUCUGGGAGCUUACUAUCUCUAUGACAGCUCUCGGCACGCAACCAACGACCCGGCUUUCGGCUCGUUGUACAAAAUAGCCAUGACGCAGUACACGCAGAAAGCAUUCAAAGUGGACAAGGAAUAUCCCAUGACCUGUUCCAUGUUUGGCGGCUAUUUCUUACUCCGAAAACAUUUCCCAACUGUCGAAGCGCUAGCCCGCAAGGCGAUUGAACUCACUGAUGUUAACGCGAUUGCUAGUGAUGGAUGGUAUUUACUCGCGCGAAAGGAACACUUUGAGGGCAACUCUGCAAGAGCCAACGAGUAUUACAGCCGGUCAGACCAGGCCCGAGGUGGUGGGGAUAGAGGGUACCUGCCGGCGAAAUUCGGCGCUGUGCAAAUGCAAGUGAGGACCGGUGACUAUGAUGGGGCCAAAUUUCGUCUGGAAAAGAUUAUUCAGCAGACGAAGAAUCCAGAGUCGAUGACCCUGCUUGGCGCUCUCUUUGCUGAGGAAGUGUUUGCAGCCCAGUCUAGCCCGCUCAAAGAGGACAAGUCCGCUGAAGUGAAGAAAGCCACGAGCCUCCUCGAGUCCGUGCGUGCGUCGUGGAAAGAUGAGAAGAAAAAACUUUCGCCUGAUGAGUCUGUUUUACUUUAUCUUGCACGACUGUACGAGAGUGGUUCGCCGGAGAAGAGCAUGCAGUGUCUGCAGCAUGUCGAGCAGAUGCAGCUGGCUCAGAUACCGGAUACCGAGCGGCCCGAGGAUAUUGAGGAUGAGGAGACAACAACGAACCUCCUCCGGGAACAUUUGGCACCUCAGCUGCUGAACAAUAUGGGCUGCUUCUUGUAUCAUUCUGAGAAGAUAGAACUUGCACGGAAUAUGUUCCAGACAGCCCUCAAUGCUUGCGUGAAAUCUCGUGACAGAGAUGAUUCGGCCGACACCGAUGCUCUUGUUACCACAAUCAGUUAUAAUCUCGCCAGAACUUAUGAGGCCGCGUCCAUGCCCGAGGAAGCCAAAAAGGUAUAUGAAGGUCUUCUGGAAAGGCAUAGUGAUUACACCGAAGCCAAUGCCCGAUUGACAUAUAUCGCUCUCCGCCAAAGCCCAACAGACGAAGGACCUAAGAAAAUGGCCAAAUUAUAUGAACUAGAGUCUACAAAUCUUGAAGUCCGUGCUCUGUUUGGCUGGUACCUAAGCAAAUCGAAGAGAAGGGUAGCAAAUAUCGCCGAAGACCACGAACAACGUCACUACAAACAUACACUUCAGGGAUAUGAUAAACAUGACAGGUACUCGCUUACGGGAAUGGGCAAUAUCUACCUCCUUGCCGCUCGAGACAUGAGGCGCGAUACGGAGCAGGAUAGAGAGAAACGAAGAAAGAUGUACGAGAAGGCUGUGGAGUUCUUUGAUAAGGCGCUACAACUUGAUCCAAAGAAUGCCUAUGCGGCGCAGGGGAUUGCUAUUGCAUUGGUUGAUGAUAGAAAGGAUUACACGACUGCGGUACAGAUCUUCUCACGCAUUCGAGACACGCUGCGCGACGCGAGCGUCUACCUUAAUCUUGGACAUGUGUAUGCUGAGCUUAGACAAUUUUCUAAGUCCAUUGAGAACUACGAAGCCGCUCUCUCCAAGGAUAGACAACGCGACACCCAAAUUCUAGCCUGCCUCGGCCGUGUCUGGCUCUUGAAAGGAAUGCAAGAAAUGAACCUGGUGGCUAUGAAUACCGCCCUGGACUGUACCCAACGCGCUCGCGCCAUUGCCCCCGAACAAAUCCACCUUGAAUUUAACGUCGCUUUCGUCCAAAACCAGAUAGCGCAACUGGUAGUCUCUCUCCCGGAAACCCAAAAGUCGCUCCAAGACGUCCAAAUCGCUUCCGACGGGCUUGAUGAGGCGAUCAACACCUUCAGCCAAAUUGCGAAAGCCAAGCAUCCACCUUACCCCCGCGGCUCUUUGGAGCAGCGCGCGAACAUGGGCAAAAAUACCAUCCGCAGAAAGCUGGAGCGGACGCUACAGAGCCAGGGGGAAUACGAGGAGAAGAACGCCACGAAGUUACAGCAGGCGCGGGAGGCGCGGGAGACUGAAUUGAGGAGGCGCGAAGAGGAGAAGCGGAAGGUGGAGGAGGCUGAGUUGGAACGGAAGAGACAGAUUGCUGAGGACCGGCAGCGGCUAAUUGAGGAAGCGCAGCGCCUUGCUGCGAUACGUGCAGAGGAAGAGCGGGCUAGGGAAGAAGCAGAGUAUACCACUGACUCCGAGACCGGGGAUAAGGUGAAAAGAAAGAAGAAGGCGGCGGCAAGUAAGCGGAAGAAAAAGGAUGCUGGGGACGAUAGUGGUGCGGCAGGGAGGAAGUCUAAGGAUCGGAGUACGGGCCCAGAGAGUGAGCUGGAAUCUGACGCAGAAGAUCACCCCGCGCCGCGGAAACGGAGACGGCUGGAGAGACGGUCCACUACUAAAUCUAGUAAGUAUAAAAGUAGUGAGAUUGUGGUUGAGUCUGAGAGUGAGGAAGACGAAGAAGGCGCAGGAGCUGGGACUAGGGGAGCGAAUGGGGCUAGUCGUGAUGCUGGUUCACCCGUUUCGGAUCGUGACGAGGAUGAUGAUAUGCGUGAUACUGCUGCUGGAAGGGUUUCUGUGGAUGAGGACAAGGAUGCUGAUGCUGUUGUGCGACGGCGGCGGACAAAGUUGAAUCUUCGCAUUGAGGAUGAUGAGGAUGAAGAAGGGGAAAGUGAAGGGGAGAGUGCAGGGAAGAAAGCUCACCCUGCCUCGCUGGAUGAGGAGCCAAAUGACGAGGAUGAUCUUUUUGAGGAGAAAAGUGGUGACGAGGCCAUGGACCGUGCUAGUAGUGGGGAUAAAGAUACGGAGAUGAAGGAUCGCGCGGAUGAGGAUGAAGAUGAAGAGUAAGCGUUCUGUGUGCACCAAAAUUUCCACGGCACCAACAUCAGCGGGGACUAGUUGAUAUGUUGCAGCUUCUAUCCACUGUGACUCAAAAACGAUUCUCAGCUCUCGGGAUCUGAAAAGGACCACUCUGCCACUAUCUCCAGCACACGAAUCACUAUAUAUACUCAGAACGUUUAAUUUUCUCUCAUCAGCUGAUAUUCCGUUUCGUAUUUUCUUGUCGCCCCCUUUCCAUGGCCUCUUUUCAGCUGGUCUAUUUGUUUGUUUCCCUAACUAUAUGUUUUUAAGAAACAUGCAUCGGUGUCCUUUAUGGUGCGUUCAGUGCGGUAUCACUUUCCUACUGGUUUGAAUUCCCAUAUCCAUUCAUC